Thamnophis sirtalis is the source of this 3687-nucleotide messenger RNA. NCBI's taxonomy places the organism in Eukaryota, Metazoa, Chordata, Lepidosauria, Squamata, Natricidae. The record is from RefSeq and is a predicted model, not a curated record.
UUUAUCUUGUAUUUGGUUGGGCCAAGCUCUCCAGGACCAAGGACAGUUCCAUAAAGAAAGAUAAACAGUCCAACCAACCUGAAGCUGGCUGCUGGCUGAAUGUGCAAGCCCCCUCAAACAUUAUUACAGUAAGCAAUAGCAAGACUUUAAUGUUCCAGCCAGCUUUUAUCAGUCUAAUUAGAAAACUUUGUACUGUGUACUGAAAAACAUAAAUUCCAGAUGCUGGCAGGCUAAACUUUGAUUCUUCAAAAUCACUCCUCUGAUUUUACUCUAUGCUUUCUGUCUUUCCUGCUUAAUCUUUUGUGGAAUCAGAAGGUGCCUUAGGUAAAAUCAAGUCUCAGGUUUUGGAAAACGUGGAAGAGGAAGAAGUCUGAGGAGUAAGGAGUAAAACAGUACAGGGAUAUAUUUUUUUUGCUCCAACUGUAUUACUAUCCUAAACAGCCUAGAAUUUUAAUCCAAUCCCACUCCAACAUCAAGUCUGAUAUUUAAUUUGAAAGCAAAAGGAGCAGGAGGCACUUCAAAAGCUAGUCCCUAAGGAAAUAACUUCCAACUGCAAUGUUUAAGAAUAGCGAGUCUGACCUCCACAUUUCAUUUCAAGCAGUAGAAGGAAGCUCUGUGUAUCUUCGCUGUUCUUUCUCCUUCCUCCAACGGAUUUCUCAGCACUGAAAGCCAAAAUAAUUCUGCAAACAGCCUCUGCAAAAUGCCUAUGAAUAAGCAAGGCACACAUAAGGACUCAGAACUGAGAGUGGACAAAGAGAGCUUUCUAUCUGUUCAAAAAGAUGCAGCCUGCCAUUUCCUGUUUCUCAGCCAGCCUAGCUCGGCAAGCUAAUUCUCCAUGCUUUCCUCAGCAACAGGGACAGAGUGAGAGGGAGGGAAAAGAAGAGACAUGAAAAUCAAGAGCCUUACAGCUGCCUGCCUAAUGGAGCUCUGACUAUUGCUUGUUUGCGUUACCGCCUACAUGUAUUAAAAGGUAUCGUCUACAGUCUUUAGUGCUGACUUGCUCCGAUGCAGUUGACCAGAAAGGCAGUGAGAUUCAAGAGGGCUCAUCAUUAUCAUAUCUAACAUUGCAGAACAAGACAAGAACUGAUUAAAGCUGGUCCAGAAUGAAAGAAGAAAUGGAAACAGUCAUGACAGAAAAUGGAUCUCUUCUCCAGUUUUACAUGGAAAGAAAGAUUCCCGAAAAAGGGAGCAAAAUAGCAGUUAUCAAAAAUCAGCUAAGAAAAAAAUGUUCCUGCAGCAUAAAAACAACGAAAAAAGCCAUUCUGGAUUUCUUCCCUGUUUUACAAUGGCUUCCCAAAUACAACUGCAAAGAAUACAUCUGGGGAGAUGUUAUGUCGGGAUUGAUCAUUGGGAUCAUUUUAGUUCCUCAAGCAAUCGCCUAUUCUUUGUUGGCUGGCUUGAAGCCAAUUUAUAGUCUUUACACCUCGUUCUUUGCCAACAUCAUCUAUUUUCUCAUGGGCACCUCCAGACACGUGUCUGUGGGCAUUUUCAGUUUAUUAAGCUUAAUGGUUGGACAGGUUGUGGAUCGAGAAUUGCUGCUGGCAGGAUUCAACCUGAAUGAUGACCCACAAGAUGUUGGUGACCAGGCCCAUUUGAACUUCACGGUCUACAAUUUGACAAACAAUGAAUGUGGGAAAGAAUGCUAUGCUAUUGGAGUAGCUACAGCACUGACCUUCAUGGCUGGAGUUUAUCAGGUCCUGAUGGGAAUUUUUCACCUUGGGUUUGUAUCCGUGUAUCUUUCUGAACCGGUGCUGGAUGGAUUUGCCACUGGUGCUUCAUUAACUAUUUUAACAGCUCAAGUUAAAUACCUCAUUGGAAUAAAAAUCCCGCGUGCCCAGGGAUAUGGGCUCUUGAUUACCACUUGGGCUAACGUUUUUCAGAAUGUUUCUCAAGCAAAUCUAUGUGAUGUGAUCACCAGCGCUAUCUGCAUUGCCGUACUGGUCACUGCGAAGGAACUAGGAGAUAAGUACAAACACAAGCUCAGGAUCCCUUUCCCCACAGAGCUGGUGGUAAUUGUGAUUGCCACCCUGGUGUCCCAUUAUGGGAAACUGAAAGAAGUUUAUGCGUCCAGCGUAUCGGGUGAAAUUCCGACUGGAUUUAUACCACCUAAAGUGCCCAGCUUCCACCUUAUGCAAAGAGUUGCUGUCGAUGCUCUCCCACUCGCCAUCGUUGGCUUUGCUUUUACCGUUUCGCUCUCCGAAAUGUUUGCCAAGAAGUAUGCCUAUACUGUCAAGGCCAAUCAGGAAAUGUUUGCCAUUGGCUUCUGUAAUAUCAUUCCAGCUUUCUUCCACUGCUUCGCUACCAGCGCAGCUCUAGCUAAGACCCUGGUCAAAACGUCCACCGGGUGCCAGACCCAGGUAUCCAGCAUUGUGAGUGCUGUGGUUGUAUUGCUUGUGCUGCUAUUCUUCGCUCCCCUCUUCUACAACCUACAGAAAUGUGUUUUGGCUUGCAUCAUAAUAGUGAGUCUAAGAGGAGCCCUUAGAAAAUUCAAAGAUAUUCCUCAACGCUACCGCCUGGACAAAGUAGAUGCCUUGGUUUGGUGUGUUACCAUGCUCUCAUCUGCUCUGAUCAGCACAGAAAUGGGAUUGUUGGUGGGUGCUAUUUUCUCAGUCUUCAGCAUUAUCGGCCGCACCCAGUGCCCACAUGCCGCCUUGUUAGGGCAAAUCGGGAACAGUGUCUUCUAUGAAGAUGACGAAGAAUAUAAAGACCUUCUCCCAGUUCCGAAGAUCAAAAUCUUCCGUUUUGAAGCACCACUUUAUUAUGCAAAUAAGGACUUCUUCCUAAAGUGCCUCCACAACAGGACAGGGCUGAAUCCUGCACUUGAAGUUGCCAAAAGGAAAAAGUCCAGGAGGAAAGGGCAACAUCUGGAUAAUAAAUUAGGACAGAAAGAAAUGUCACCAUGCUUGGUUCCAGAAGAUGGUGACUUUCAUACAAUCAUCAUCGACUGCUCUUCUAUUCCAUUUUUGGACACAGCUGGGGUGAGCGCAUUAAAAGAAACAUUCAAAGACUAUCGGGAGCUGGAGAUCAGCAUACAUUUGGCUUGUUGUAAUCCUUCAGUGAUAUCUUCCCUGGAAAAAGGAGGCUAUUUUAAGGGUACAGAAAAAGACAUGCAUAAAUUGCUGUUUCAUAGUAUAUCUAGUGCUGUCCAGUUUGUAAGAGAGAGGGAAAUUGCAACAGAUGACUCUGUGGUUUAAUCCAGUAAUUGGCAGUUUGGAGAUUUUGUGUUCAUCAUAGACAGAUUGUGGUUUCAACAUGCUUGGACCUGAGUGCUUCUUUGAGUCCCCUUUGGUAACAUGGAACACAUCCCCAAAGCCUUUAGCUAAGUACUGUAACCCCCAAAUGAAAUCUUUAUCAAAUAAAGUUAAUCUAUUGUUCAGUUUAACUAUAUACAAAAUCAGUUUUGUUCUAACUCUGGUCAAUGGAUAGUGUUUUGACUCCUGCCAUGGGCUCUUGUGUUCCUCAUCCUGUUCUUCAUUUAAAGGAAGGAGACCAAAAGCUUCCAUCCUCAGCAUUGAAAAAAGGAAUGUUUGCCAUUAUGUUCAAUCUCAAGGAAAUGUGACUUAUGUCAAGUGUUUCUGUAAACAAAUAAGGUUCAAGGUGUUGUUUCCCACCAUAAUUUGUUAACUUGCUGCAACUCAUUUUUGUAACCCUAAGCCAUUAUUUAGCAAUAUAUCUGCCUCAAGAUAU